This is a messenger RNA of Trichobilharzia szidati, 854 nucleotides long. NCBI's taxonomy places the organism in Eukaryota, Metazoa, Platyhelminthes, Trematoda, Strigeidida, Schistosomatidae. The record is from the annotation of a GenBank genome assembly.
AUGAGUACACUAGCUUGGCUACUUAAUAAAGUGACUUGUAAAAAACUGAACACUGUUCAUUUCAAAGUUUUUAUUUGCCAAUCGAUAAAUACAACCAGAAAGUUCCAAAAAUGCCAAUUUGAGCAUUCAUUACGUCUAUCAGAAGCACAAAAAUGGAUAUUGAAGAAGACAAAAGAUGACCCCAAGGCAUAUUAUUUAAUGUCAAGUAUAGAAAUGCAAUUGUUGGCGAACUUGUGUUAUGCAAUCAAUGCUAAGAAGACAUUGGAUGUCGGAGUUUAUACUGGAUACAGUGUAUUAACCAUUGCAGAAGCACUGCCUUCGGAUGGAUGUGUAGUCGCGAUGGAUAUAACAGAUGCUUAUCUACAAGAUUUUUGUAUGCCAGCAUGGAAACAAGCUGGUGUAGAGAAGAAAAUUGAUUUCCGUUUAGGUGCAGCUGUUGAUAUAUUGGAAAAACUCAUCGCUAAUGGAGAAAGUGAAACAUUCGAUUUCGCCUUCAUUGAUGCUGACAAAGAAAAUUACAGUAAUUAUUACAAGUUGUGCUUACAGCUGAUUCGACCACGUGGGAUUAUCGCUAUUGACAAUGUCAUUUGGUCAGAACUUGUGAUCGAUGAAAGUGAUCAAACCUCGGAAACUAUUGGUGUCAGACAGUUGAAUGAUUUAAUUGCUGCCGACAAUGGUGUACGUAUAUCAAUGCUUAAUCUAUCAGAUGGACUGACAAUUGUUGUCAAAAAUUGACCGUCAGCCAUUAUAACGAGUUGUGCUUAUUGUAUGUAGCUUUUUGUAUAUAUAUCAAUGACAAAAUUAUGUAGAACUUCUGACUUUUAGUUGUUUUUGAAAUAAACUUGUAUCAUUUA